CCCGCCCCGGCGCGGUCCACCGCUCUGAUUUUACGCGCACGCGUUGAUUUAUCUUGCGCACGCCGUGCUGUGCGCGAGGUCUGCAUGACGUGAAAGAGCAGGAUAUUCCUCCAGUACUCCAGGACAGUUUGAGGGUUACUUCUGCACCUGAAUGCGACCAGAGAGUGAGAACUCGACGAGAAAGAUAGCGCAGGUGUUCAGCAGCCCGAACCUCGCGAAGAAUGCAACUUCUCACCUGCGCAUGAGAGGCUGCUGGCCUGUGAAUGGGACUGUGCUGUGGCCAACACUGCUUUCAGUGCUUCAGUCAGGACUAUGUGCUGCCCAUGUGCCACUCUGAAUGCACUGGCCAGCUGUUUGCGAGAGCAGGGAGGGUGGGGUGCCACACCGGGGGCGAGGCAGAAACAGGACAGUGCCCCCUUCGUUCCGGAUCGCCGUGCUGGGAGCUCAGGGGGUGGGCAAGACAGCCAUUGUGCAGCGCUUUCUUCAUGAUGACUACAGUGAGGUGGUGGUGUCCAGUAAGACACGGCGGGUGCAUAUUUCUGCCGCAGUGCUCAAUGGUCAUGUUCAUGACCUUCAGAUCACAGAUUAUCCAGCCAUCAGCAGCUUUCCUGUCAGCUCUCUGCAGGAAUGGUCAGAUGUUUGCUGUCGAGGCAUCCGGAGCGCUCAUGUCUACGUUCUGGUUUAUGACAUCUGCUGUUUUGACAGCUUUGAGUAUGUCAAGACCAUGCGGCAGCAGAUCUUAGAGACCAGGCCCACAGAGAAUCGGAGCCAGGAAAUGUAUACCACAAAAGAUAAUCAAGGGGUCAUGGGCUCUGGAGAGACGCCCAUUCUGAUUGUCGGCAACAAACGUGAUCUGCAGCGAGGUCGUGUCAUACCCCGACACAGUGUAUCUGACUUAGUCCGAAAGAGCUGGAAGUGUGGAUAUGUAGAGUGCUCUGCCAAGUUCAACUGGCACAUUUUACUGUUGUUUGGAGAGGCUCUCCGCAGCAUGGGUUGUGCCCGCUGCAAGCACGUCCAUGCCACCAUCCGUUUCCAGCGGGCACUCAGGAGAGAGCGAUGCGUCCUAAUGUGAGGUUGCUGUUUCUCUUCUACAGAGCCCAUUCAAAAGCGGUUUAUGACUAUGGACACUGUGUUAUUGUAUGGGCAGCUGGAAGAGCUGUGAUAAACCUCAUGCCAAGGAACUUAACAUUUGUGAAUCUAAAUAUGGACAGACAGAUGUGCUCUUAAACAGGAAGUCUCUGUUGCUUUAUUACUUAAGCCUUCAAACUGAUGUCUCUGCUUUCGGUCUGGAAGAACAAAACCAACAUUUCUGCCUCUUAUCUUAGAAAUCAAAACUGGCAGAAAGGCUGGUGGAAGGCAACAAAAAUCAGCUUUAAAAUUACGUUAAUACCCUUGCUUAUGUUCAGGCCAGGACAGCACCAUUGACUGCCAAGUAAAUUACACUGUCAAGGUAAGAUACUGUCAUAGUCCAUCUACCGUAAUGUUAUCUCAUCACUUCAUAGCGUUACAGUUGAACCACUGAUGGCAGAUGGACUAUUCUGACAAUGUCUUUCAUACAUUUCUGGAUGUUGACAUUGUGAUUUACUUGGCAGUCAAUGGGACAGUCACAAGCCUCCUGGUUUUUAUCCAAAAUGUCUUAAAUUGUGAAAAAAAAA
Molecule: messenger RNA, 1655 nt
Organism: Carassius auratus (goldfish)
Lineage: Eukaryota; Metazoa; Chordata; Actinopteri; Cypriniformes; Cyprinidae
Product: ras-like protein family member 10B
Exons: 5
Coding region: 338-1072 (244 amino acids)
Molecular function (GO): GTPase activity; GTP binding
Source: RefSeq, a predicted model, not a curated record